AUGCGCCCUCGUGGUCUUCGGUUCAACCUCAAAAGCUACGUCGACGCCUCCAUGGCGACCCUCGAACCUCAAACUCCCCGUUCCAGCAAAUUCCAGCAGCCUUGGGACAAUGACGACGUACCCAUCAUCGACUCGAGAGAGAGCUUCUCCGACGUCGUAUUCAAAUUGUCUUCGUACAUUGCAAAGGCCAUCGACGCCGCCUACACCUACGAACAGCUUCGCACCACCAGUGCAGGACAUCCCUUGAAACCUCUGAUUGGGUAUCUAAGCGGAGACUGUCACCAUCCCGCGAUCGUGGCGGCGUUGCUGGCGGCGAGGUAUCUCUUCGACAAUGCCGACGCGGACGCGGAUAGCGGGUUGAACGAGUCCAGAGCCCUCGCCUGUGAGCUUGUGGCGUGGCAGUUUCUUACGUUCUUGUCCGAGAAGGAACUGAUUGAUUACCUUCUCUACGAACUGCCCCAGGAUCCGAACGACAACACAGGGCAAUCCCCCUCAGAUUCUGCUGCUCACGCCAAUGGUGGGAGGAGUAGUCGUCGCCCCGAGGAGGAAGAUCACGCAGACGAAACCUCACCGCUCAUGCACGCCCGGUUCGCCGAACACGGCGCGGUUCUGCGGCCUCCUAAACGUAACUCCUUCGACCACAUGCCUGGUGCUGGCACAUCAAGCACAUUCCCAGGUGACGAGGAUGAUGCAUCGCAACGGGCCAACCUGGAUGAGUCCAUGGCCGGUAUGAACGCCCUGGAAAUCGCUGCCAUUGCCGACGCGAAGAAGUUCCUCUCGCAGAACUCCGUGCAGAAGAUCGUCGAGGACAUUUGGAAUGGCGACGUUAUCUUUUGGGAGAAUCUUUCGGUGCACGCCGUCAAGAAACCCCGAGUGUACAACAAGCGUGUGGCCGAUCCUUUUACCCGUUUGAGGGUGCCCAAGUACCAAAAGGCGUUUCAAGUCAGCUUCUUCCUCUCAUUUCUGGCGCUGUAUUAUGCUGUUCUGGUGGAGAGGGAUCCAAGCCACAUUACGGCAACAGAAACAGUCUUGUAUAUCUGGAUCGCCGCUUUUGCCUAUGAUGAGUUCGGCGAGAUCAAAGAUGCGGGACUCAUGUUUUAUCAGACGGACUUUUGGAGUUUGUGGGAUAUUGCCAUUAUCGGCGUCAGUGCGGCUUUUGUUAUUACACGGAUUAUUGGUCUCAUCAAAGACAGUGACUAUAUCAUUGAUGUUGCAUUCGACAUCUUGUCCAUGGUGGCAUUGUUUCUUGUGCCUAGGAUAUUCUCGGUUAUGAGCCUGAACCCAUACUUUGGAAGCCUGAUUCCAGUGCUGAAAGAGAUGACAAAAGCUUUUUGCAAAUUUUUGCCCGUGAUUGUCGUGCUGUACCUUGGAUUUUUGACUACUUUCACCAUGCUGGCUAGGGACCGGAUGAGCCUCAACGAAAUGUCAUGGCUCUUGAUCAAGGUGUUUUUUGGAUCAAGCUACCUCGGAUUUGACAUGGCUGUUAAGAUCUCGCCAUUGUUUGGAUAUACUCUGAUGCUGAUUUUCGUCUGUUUGACCAACAUUCUUCUCAUCACGUCGCUGGUGUCGCUGGUAUCCAAUUCACUGACAGAGGUCAUGGCCCAUGCGAGAGAGGAGUAUCUCUUUCAAUAUUCGAUCUAUGUCCUUGAGUCCAGCACUUCCCGUCGGCUAACUUAUUUCAUGCCUCCACUCAACCUCUUCCCACUGAUCGUGCUGCGGCCACUUCGCCUUGUCCUACCCUCGGAGGAAGUUCGUCGAAUUCGGAUCUUUGUCCUCAAAGCCACCCAUGUUCCCUUUGUGGCGCUGAUCUGGGCAUACGAGAACUCUCGGACUAUGAUCUCUCGCUCCCAUCCCACCCUGUCUCGAGCUCCCCACUUUACUAGCCGUCCACUAAGUGCAGGCCGGCUGAGUCUCGAGGGGGCCCGGGAUUUUGUCAAGUCACCAACUGCGCGACGAGCGCUUAAUGAGACAUCCCCAACGGUCACACCUGAUAUGGCUGCGUCCGCCACGAAGUCUGCCUUGGGCACAGCUGACAGCACAGAAUUAAUCGCUCUGGUCCAGAGACUGAGUGAGCAAGUUGACGGGCUGGCCGCAAUGGUCGCAGGUCAGAAGAAGGACUGA
Fonsecaea multimorphosa CBS 102226 is the source of this 2121-nucleotide messenger RNA. RefSeq lists its product as uncharacterized. The transcript has 9 exons. NCBI's taxonomy places the organism in Eukaryota, Fungi, Ascomycota, Eurotiomycetes, Chaetothyriales, Herpotrichiellaceae. Bases 1 to 2121 code for a protein of 706 amino acids. The record is from RefSeq and is a predicted model, not a curated record.